AUGCCCAAAAUUGCCAUCGUCGGCGCAGGCCCUUCUGGCCUCUCCUUGGCCGCCAUCUUGGAGAAGACCGGCGUCAGCGACUACGUCAUCUACGAGCGUGGUGCCGAGGACGAGCCCCCGCGCGGUGGGUGUCUUGACUUGCAUACCGGCAGUGGCCAACGCGUCAUGAAGGAAGCUGGCCUCUUUGAUCUUUUCAAGGCCAACUCGCGUGACGGCGACGCGACUAUCCACCGUCUGUACAACCAUCAAGGCCAGCAUGUCUAUACAUGGGGCGAAGGUCGGGACGCGCCCGAAAUAGACCGCAAUCAGUUGCGGAAAGUCCUCCUCGACCCCAUCCCCAAGCAUAGGAUCAUCUGGGACAAGGGGAUCCAGAGUUCCUCACGAGAUCCAAAGACAGGACAAGUUGUCCUCACCUUCACGGAUGGAUCCUCAGCCUCGGGUUUUGACCUUGUCGUCGGGGCGGAUGGCACGUUCAGCAAGAUUCGACACCUGAUAACGCCCGCCCGCCCCUCCUUCGCCGGACAGAUUUUCCUCACUACCCUCAUCAAGCCCAACAAUCCAUUCCAUGACACCAUGCAAUCCCUUUGCAAGGCUGGUUCCAUGGUUGUCAUGGGCGAUGGCAAGCAUCUGUUCAACUCACGCCAGGGAGACGGCCACUACCGCGUCGACGUCGGCAUUCUUGGAGCUGAGAACUUGGCAUCCAGCGGCGCCGUCGACUUUGGCAACAUUGGCGCGGUCAAGGACUUCCUCCUCCAGGACAAGUACUUUGGCACGUACUCCAACUCGAUGCAAGACAUCAUUCGGUACAGCGAGGGUCCCUUCCGGCCCUGGAUCAUGUAUCACAUGCCAGUCGAGAGCCUCAACUGGUCACCCUCGCCCGGGGUGACGCUUAUCGGUGACGCUGCGCAUGUUACUACCCCGUUUGUCGGAGAUGGCGUGAAUUGCGCGAUGCGCGACGCCAUCAUACUCUGCAAUAAGCUCAAGGAGUUCGGUGUGACCGACAAAGCGGUAGCCGAAUAUGAGAAGGAGAUGCUUCCAUAUGCGAUUGAUGUAAUUACCAGGAGCCUGGCAAGUGGGCGGAUGUUCUUUGCUGAGGACGCGCCGAAGUCAUUCCUGGAGGCUAUGAGGUCGAAUCCGCUGCUUGGGAAGACCGACGACUACUAG
Messenger RNA from Clonostachys solani, 1164 nucleotides. The record is from the annotation of a GenBank genome assembly. Lineage: Eukaryota; Fungi; Ascomycota; Sordariomycetes; Hypocreales; Bionectriaceae.